UCCCUCUCUCUCACACACACACAGCCUGACCCUCUCACUCACUCAUACACCUCUCACAGACACAGUCGUGCUUCUCUACCCAGGAGUAUCAGCCUAACCCGGACCCCACGAGGUAGGACCCCAACGCGGCUACAACAUGUCGGAUAAUAGCUCUAAGAUCGACACGGACGUGUGGACCCUAACUCGGUUUGUGAUGGAGACGGGGCGCCAGGUCAAGGGGUCAACAGGAGAGCUGACCCAGCUGAUUAACAGUCUGCUGACAUCCAUCAAAGCCAUCUCCUGCGCCGUGCGUAAGGCCGGACUCGCACACCUCCAGGGCAUUGCAGGGACAGUGAACACGACGGGUGAUGACCAGAAGAAGCUGGACAUCCUCUCUAAUGACCUGGUCAUUAAUAUGCUGAGGUCUUCCUACGGAACCUGCUGCAUGGUGUCAGAGGAGAACGAACAUGCCAUCAUCACACCCAAGGAAAAGAGGGGUAAAUACGUGGUGUGUUUUGAUCCUCUGGAUGGCUCCUCUAACAUCGACUGCUUGGCAUCCAUCGGCACCAUCUUCGCAAUCUACAAAAGGAUUGACGAGACAUCAACUAACGACGCCACAGAGAAGGAUGCGCUGCAGCCUGGCAGCAAGAUUGUUGCCGCGGGAUAUGCACUCUAUGGUAGUGCCACCUUGGUUGCCCUCUCCACCGGACAGGGCCUCAACUUCUUUAUGCUGGACCCUGCGAUUGGAGAGUUUAUCCUGACAGAGAAAAAUGUGAAGAUCAAGCCCAAAGGAAAGAUCUACAGUCUGAACGAGGGAUACGCCAAAUACAUGCACCCAUCCAUCAACGCGUACCUGAAGCACAAGAAAUACCCAGAGGACGGGAGCGCCCCCUAUGGAGCAAGGUAUGUGGGCUCUAUGGUGGCAGACGUCCAUCGCACCAUCGCAUAUGGAGGAAUCUUCAUGUACCCCGCCAAUGAAAAGAGCCCUAAGGGAAAGCUGCGUUUGCUGUACGAGUGCAACCCCAUCGCCUUCCUGAUCGAGCAGUGUGGAGGCGUGGCGACUACGGGAGAAGGGCGUGUCCUAGACGUGGUUCCAACCAACAUCCACCAGAGAGUUCCGUUUAUUGUGGGUUCACCUGAUGACGUCAACGAGUACCUCAACUUUGUCAAGAAGCACAAGUAGAACGACAACAAAACUUGAAUAAAAGUUAAAUACCAACAAAAAAAACAUGAGUAACUACAUGUCUGUCCAUCAGCAAGAAGAGCAAAUGGCACCCUCUUCCUUAUAUACUGCACUGCUUUUGACCAGGGCCGAUAUUUCAGGAUUCAGAUAUUCCACUCUUACUGUUCAUGUAACCCUAUCCUCAACUCUACUAGAACCAGAACUCUGACAGCUGUUUGUCUCAUGCAGUGUCCUUUCUCCUUAUAUAGGCUCACUUUAUACUCUAGAGAGCAGCCUGCCAGUAGUGAGACACAGUAUCAAUAAUAUCACCCUAAAGCCAAACUAACCUGAAGUAUUGAGAGACAUCCGUGAGACCGGGCUGACUUGUAUGUGUUUUGUGACGUGUGCUAAAGAUUAGCUUGCGCCGCCAACGGUCCACCCUGGCAAUCAGAGUUUUGAUCAGAAAGAGAAGGAAAGGAGGGAAGAAGGAAAUAGAGACAAAGCUAAGUCUGCAUAAAGCAGAGACAGGGUCCAGAGAAAGUAGCAGUUACUUUCAUAGGAACUACAGAAUAACACUGAUCUAGGUCUGAUGAACAAUGAGCUCCUCUCCAACUAGGAACUACACAAUAACACUGAUCUAGGUCUGAUGAACAACGAGCUCCUCUCCUGUCCAACUAGGAACUACACAAUAACACUGAUCUAGGUCUGAUGAACAAUGAGCUCCUCUCCAACUAGGAACUACACAAUAACACUGAUCUAGGUCUGAUGAACAAUGAGCUCCUCUCCAACUAGGAACUACACAAUAACACUGAUCUAGGUCUGAUGAACAAUGAGCUCCUGUCCAACUAGGAACUACACAAUAACACUGAUCUAGGUCUGAUGAACAACGAGCUCCUGUCCAACUAGGAACUACACAAUAACACUGAUCUAGGUCUGAUGAACAAUGAGCUCCUGUCCAACUAGGAACUACACAAUAACACUGAUCUAGGUCUCAUGAACAACGAGCUCCUGUCCAACUAGGAACUACACAAUAACACUGAUCUAGGUCUGAUGAACAUGAUGAAAGGUAACCUUUCAGAGUGUGCCAUGACUUCUGACCUCUACCAUAACAGACAUUCUGCUGGCUCGGAGCUCAGUGGUAAGGGAAAACACAAACACAUCAUAUGACCACAACAGGGUCACGAAGGCACGAGGGCAUGCCAGAGAUAUCCCAAUUACAUCUUCAACACUCCACAGUGUGAGGGGGUCUGGACUGUCACGUUCUGACCUUUAUUUCCUUUGUUUUGUGUUUAUUUUAGUAUGGUCAGGGCGUGAGUUGGGUGGGCAGUCUAUGUUUGUUUUUCUAUGUUUUGGGGUAUUUCUAUGUUUCGGCUUUGUAUGGUUCUCAAUCAGAGGCAGGUGUCAUUAGUUGUCUCUGAUUGAGAAUCAUACUUAGGUAGCCUGGGUUUCACUGUGUGUUUGUGGGUGAUUGUUCCGGUCUCUGUGUUUUGCACCAGAUAGGGCUGUUUUUGGUUUUCCACGUUUAUUGUUUUGUAGUGUUCGUGUUUAUCUUUUUUUAUUAAACAUGAAUCAAUAUAACCACGCUG
Molecule: messenger RNA, 2727 nt
Organism: Oncorhynchus nerka (sockeye salmon)
Lineage: Eukaryota; Metazoa; Chordata; Actinopteri; Salmoniformes; Salmonidae
Product: fructose-1,6-bisphosphatase isozyme 2-like
Exons: 8
Coding region: 137-1162 (341 amino acids)
Biological process (GO): sucrose biosynthetic process; gluconeogenesis; fructose metabolic process
Cellular component (GO): cytosol; cytoplasm
Molecular function (GO): fructose 1,6-bisphosphate 1-phosphatase activity
Source: RefSeq, a predicted model, not a curated record